Messenger RNA from Polychytrium aggregatum, 1729 nucleotides. Its product is annotated as Rho GTPase activation protein. The coding region runs from base 189 to 1592 and encodes 467 amino acids. The record is from RefSeq and is a predicted model, not a curated record. The transcript has 11 exons. Gene Ontology annotation, biological process: regulation of GTPase activity. Lineage: Eukaryota; Fungi; Chytridiomycota; Chytridiomycetes; Polychytriales.
CGGAAUCCGCGCCCGGAUCAUCACCGGCCGCAACUGUGGCCAGACAAACGUACAACAUCAUCAGCGAGUCCCAAAACGACAAGCUAGAGUGGAUAACGCACCUGCGUCGGCUCUCAUACUGCUGCCCUCGAUGCGCACAGGUUUAUGAUCAAACCGAUCCCGAUAUCGAUCCAAAGGGGGGCUAUGCUAUGCAUUCGGCGGAUGGCACAACCACCCCGGUGGCGUCGCACAGUCGUCAAGCCUCAAUGAGCGAAGGAUCCGGCGAUCCGCAGUCGGCCCCGGUAGCGACCGCCAAGGCGCUCACGGGCUAUGCAAGAAGCCUUCAGCUGUGGAUCACUGAGGCGAAGGACAUGGGAGGAGCGCAAAAGUACGCCCCGUAUUGUGUGGUUCUUUUGAACGACAUAAAGCAAGCUCGGACGACCACAAAACAUGGCGACAGUCCGUUCUGGGGAGAAGACUUUCGGUUCAGCGAUAUACCUCCGUGUCGAACACGUCUCCGGCUCCUGUUCUUUUCAAGCAGUACGAACCGAAGCCAGAAGGAUACUGAAAUCGGCUACAUCAGUAUCAAUCUCUCCAACCUCAAGUCCGGCAAGCAGGUCGAAAGCUGGUACCCACUAAAAGCCUUUUCCCGCCAAGCCACCGAGGGCGAUGGUACGCCUCCUGCUGCAGCGUCACCCGGAAUGGUGCGCGUGGCAUACUUCCUGACGAAUGAGAAAACACUACCGAUGAAUGCAUACGAAGAGUUCCUCCAGAUUGCAAUGGAGCCCAAGCUGACGUGCAUCAAGCACCUUAGCAAGCUUCUGGGCAAGGACAAGGAGGACUUUGCCAAGACACUCGUGAGCAUUCUUGUGGCGUACAAUCGAGACAUUGAAGGAAUUCAAGAGCUCAUGAGCGAGGAGAUUAUGGCGACAGCCAACUCGAACAUCAUCUUUCGCGGUAAUUCUGUGGCCAUCAAGUCACUGGAUCAGUACAUGAAAAUGAUCGGAUCUGAAUAUUUGGAAGGAACGUUGGGCUCGCUCAUCCGUGGUGUAUAUAACAGCAAGGACAACUGCGAGGUCGACCCAACCAAACUGGGCCAGCUUCGGUCCAAGAAUGUCGAAGAAGUUAUUCGGAAAAACUCCAAGAGACUCCUAAACCAUGUCAACAUCUUCUGGGUUACGAUUGCCCGGUCGGCAGAGAAAUGCCCGCCAGAGCUGCUCUCAAUCUUUGCCCGCAUCAAAGACGUCGUCUCCAAAAAGUUCCCCGAAGACCCCAAUGCCAUAUACUCCGCAGUCAGCGGAUUCAUUUUCUUGAGAUUUUUCUGCCCAACGAUUUUGUCGCCCAAGCUUUUUGGCAUCAUGAGCGAACAUCCCGAUCCGAUCACAUCAAGAACUUUAACCCUGAUUGCCAAGAUCAUUCAAAACCUCGCAAAUCUCUCUGAAUUUGAGGGCAAAGAGCCACAUAUGGGAUGUUUCAAUCCAUUCAUCGUCGAGCACAUCCAAUCCAUGAAGGCGUUCAUCAACACACUUUCGGUAAGCCACACGACUAGCGCUGCAAGAAUCGAGCUGCAAACCGUCGCGAACCAGCCCCGGCAUUGGAUAUUGUGUCGAUAGCGAGCUCCAUGAUGAUUCCUGAACAAAGCUGCUGUCUCUCAGCGCGGGCCUGUUGAUAUCCAGCCCAGUACAAAGCCACGCAUCAAUCUGCGGCGCGAGACAUUUUUGCUCUAUCAGUACUUCAGCACGUACUCGAG